AUGGAAGAAGCCGCUGCGCCCGCGACUGCAUCUGCAUCGUAUGUCUCCUUCGACGAUCAAGUUCAAAACAUCAUCGCCUCUGGUCUCGCCCAGCCUCGUGACCGACUGAGACUCAGCGGCCUCAAUCGCGCGCGACCGCUCCUCAUUGCUCGAUUCCCCGACGCGCUCGCUGCUCUCCGGCAGCCCAUUUCCAUUCAGCAAGACAUUCCCGUGCUGCCUCCUGGCGAAGAGAACAACGCGCACCUGCGAGUCGAAGGCGAAAAGGCGGCUCCAUGGCGCGUUCGCGACUCGUCAGACUUGGGCGAGGAGGGACAAAACGACGGGGAUGCGAAGGGGGAAGGAAACGCGUGCAAAAAGCAGAAAGUUUUCGUCUCGAAGCCGAGUGACGUCAACGCAGACUGCUUCUUUCUCCUCGUGCAAGGCAAGGAAUUCGUCGAAGUGCUGCCGAUCAGCGGCUGGGUAAACUUUGACCGGAUGGUGGCCGCCAAGGGCGCGCCGACAGCUGAGGAUGCAGAACUCCAAAGUCGAGUGAAAGCCACGCGAGACGCCGCUCUCGCCGCUCGGGUUGCGCAGCUGCGGCGCACCGGCGCAGAGAGCGACGAAGAUGGCGAGAGGGGAGGCGCAAAAGAUGCGGUUAAGGAAACGCGCAGAGAAGGUUCUGACAGAGAGGACGACGAACUGGGGCUGAGACGGCAAAAGCAAAAGCGGAUGAAGCAGCUUCUGCGGCAGAAGGCUGGCCAGCACCAGAAGCUGAACGAGUACAUUGAUUCGGCGUUGAGUGUGACGGCGCUCCGGCAGGCCGAAGUCGACUGGGAUUUUGAGGAGAUGCAGAGCGACGACGAAGACGACAUCGCGACAGAAGUGAAGAACCAAGGCGCAGAUGGCGAAGACCUCGCCGGUGAGGCAGACGACCUCGUCGCCACGGACGACGAAGCUGGAGUCGCCGACGAGGAUCUCACCAACUACGGACAGCAAAUGAAGACGCUGCUGGACAAAGCAAAGGAUGACGAGGCAGACGAUGAGUUGCACCAGUUUGAAUCUGACGAGGGCGAAGAGAACGAAGAAGAAGGCUCAGGCGGCACUUCCACAGGCGGCCCAGGUCAGGCGGGAGAAGCUGCGUCUUCCUCCAGGAGCGUCGCGGCCUCGACCUCAAAACCGCCGCACGGCGGGCUGCCGGCGUCGGCCAAGGGAGGGACCAGUCAAGGCGCAGAAAAGGGAGACGAAGGCACAGAUCUCAAGAACAGGGUGGUUCGAAUCAUGCAGCAACACAUGGGAAGAAUGACCGUGAAGCACUUUAUGAGCGCGUUCAAGGUGAAGGAGAAGAACGAAGAAUUCAAGAAGAUCCAGCAAGUCGUACACAAGAUCUGCAAGAUGGAGACGACGGAAGACAAGCAAAAGUUCAUCAUUCUGAAGCCGGAAUAUCGCAUGUGA
This is a messenger RNA of Neospora caninum, 1431 nucleotides long. RefSeq lists its product as hypothetical. Lineage: Eukaryota; Apicomplexa; Conoidasida; Eucoccidiorida; Sarcocystidae. Gene Ontology annotation, biological process: positive regulation of transcription elongation by RNA polymerase II; transcription initiation at RNA polymerase II promoter. Gene Ontology annotation, molecular function: DNA binding; RNA polymerase II general transcription initiation factor activity; TFIIF-class transcription factor complex binding. The transcript is spliced from 11 exons. The coding region runs from base 1 to 1431 and encodes 476 amino acids. Gene Ontology annotation, cellular component: nucleus; transcription factor TFIIF complex. The record is from RefSeq and is a predicted model, not a curated record.